CGAAGUCGCACGUUUUUCAAACAGAAAAAAAAUGUCACAAAAUAUUCAAAAAAUGUAGAAACACAGACUGAUAAGAAUAAAUAAGAAAUAUGAAAAGUUAGAAUGCUUGAUUAUGUGCGUUAGGGAUAUAAUUACUGUAGUUUUGUUUAUUUAGAAAAUUUGCAUAUUGUGUGAAGUGGAUGUUCUGUGUGCUCGGGUGGCAUUUUUCGGAGUAUCUGGAUCUACAAUGGCCAAUCGGCCAGCAACCACAUUUUGCAUUGUCGUCAGAAGGGCCCCAAGUUGCUUUCGAGGAGAAGCCGUUCCUGAGUGUCCGCAUUUCCUAUGAAUGCACUGACAGCCAGAGUAAAAGAUCGACAGAUACAGAAAAUAGUACAACACCAGGUCCGAGCAGUGUAUGGCCUAAUUUAAGCGGAACCCCCAAGCCGAAGCGAGCCCGAAUAGCUUAUACCAACACACCAGCUUGUAUGACUGGAGAAGCAAUUCUGCAUGGAUAAGUAUUUGUGCCGACGCCGACGCAUCGAAAUGGCAG
Molecule: messenger RNA, 529 nt
Organism: Acanthoscelides obtectus
Lineage: Eukaryota; Metazoa; Arthropoda; Insecta; Coleoptera; Chrysomelidae
Source: the annotation of a GenBank genome assembly